Auxenochlorella protothecoides is the source of this 1758-nucleotide messenger RNA. Its product is annotated as 2,3-bisphosphoglycerate-independent phosphoglycerate mutase. Lineage: Eukaryota; Viridiplantae; Chlorophyta; Trebouxiophyceae; Chlorellales; Chlorellaceae. The transcript has 12 exons. The record is from RefSeq and is a predicted model, not a curated record. Gene Ontology annotation, biological process: glucose catabolic process. Gene Ontology annotation, cellular component: cytoplasm. Gene Ontology annotation, molecular function: manganese ion binding. Bases 1 to 1758 code for a protein of 585 amino acids.
AUGACAGACACCGCGACGCACACCCUGGGUGUAAAACAGCAUGGCCAGGGCCACCCCGACCAUUUGCAGGAGGACGUCGCCCUGCUGAAGUCGCACAAGCUGAAGCCCCACCCCACCAUUCCCCGGGCGACCAAGCCCAUAUUGAUCUGCGUCCUGGACGGCUGGGGCGAGUCCGAGUACCACGACAAGUUCAACGCCAUCCACGCUGCGGAGACGCCGGCGAUGGACGAGCUGCGCGCCAGCGCCCCCGGCCGCUGGCGCCUGAUCAAGGCGCACGGCACCGCCGUGGGCCUGCCCAGCGAUGCCGACAUGGGGAACAGCGAGGUGGGCCACAACGCGCUGGGCGCCGGCCAGAUCGUGGACCAGGGCGCCAAGUGCGUGGACAGGUCCCUGGAGACGGGGGAGGUGUGGAGCGGGGAGGGCUGGAGGGCCAUCCAGGACAGCGCCAGGGCCGGCACCCUGCACCUCAUCGGCCUGCUGUCGGACGGUGGCGUGCACUCACGCUACGACCAGCUCCAGCUGCUGAUGGAGGGCGCGGUGAGGCAGGGCGUGCGGCGCAUCCGCCUGCACGCGCUGUCCGAUGGGCGAGACGUGGGGGAGAACACGGCGGUGAAGUGGGUGACCAAGGCCCAGGGUGACAUCGACCGCUGGAAUUCUGAGCACGGCAUCGACAUCCGCAUCGCCAGCGGAGGGGGCAGGAUGCACGUCACCAUGGACCGCUACGAGUCUGACUGGGCCGUGGUCAAGGCCGGGUACUACGCCCACGUAUUGGGCGAGGCGCCCAACACCUACACCUCGGCGAUCGACGCCGUCACGGACUUGAAGAGAAACAACGAGGUGUCGGACCAGUGGGUUGAUCCCUGGGUGGUGGUGGAUGACGGGGGCAAGCCGGUGGGGGCGGUGCAGGAUGGCGACGCGGUGGUGACCUUCAACUUCCGGGCCGACCGCAUGGUGGAGAUCAGCAAGGCCCUGGAAUACGAGGAGUUUGACCACUUUGACCGCAAGCGCUGGCCCAAGAUCAAGUUUGCGGGGAUCAUGCAAUAUGACGGCGAGCUUAAGCUGCCCAGCAUCUACCUCGUCCCUCCACCCCUCAUCGAGCGGGCCAGCGAGCAGUACCUGGUCGGCAGCGGGGUCAGGAUAUUUGCGUGCAGUGAGAGCCAGAAGAUUGGACAUGUCACAUUCUUCUGGAAUGGCAAUCGGUCGGGAUACCUCGACAAGAACCUGGAGGAGUUUGUGGAGAUCAAGUCUGACCAAGGCAUCUCCUUUGACAAGAAACCUGAGAUGAAGGCUGCCAAGAUUGCAGAGCGGGUGAAGGAAGCCAUCCUGAGCGGAAAGUACGACGUCAUCCGCUGCAACUUCCCAAACUCGGACAUGGUGGGGCACACCGGGAAGCUGAAGGCUACUGUCAUCUCCUGCGCCGCUGCAGACAGGGGAGUCAAGGUCCUUCUGGAUGCAGUGGAGGAGGUGGGAGGCAGCUUCCUGGUGACUGCAGACCAUGGGAAUGCUGAGGAAAUGGUCAAGCGCAACAAGGAUGGCUCACCAAAGUACACGGAUGGCGAACCUGAGGUUCUGACAUCCCACACCCUGAACCCUGUCCCCAUUGCCAUUGGAGGUCCGGGUCUACCCAAGAACAUCCGCUUCAGGGAGGACCUGCCUGGGGCUGGCCUCACCAAUGUGACGGCAACCUACAUCAACAUGCUCGGAUUUGAGGCUCCGGACUUUUAUGAACCAUCCCUCAUCACCACGGACAAGCCUUAA